Molecule: messenger RNA, 1731 nt
Organism: Populus euphratica (Euphrates poplar)
Lineage: Eukaryota; Viridiplantae; Streptophyta; Magnoliopsida; Malpighiales; Salicaceae
Product: ATP-citrate synthase alpha chain protein 2
Exons: 13
Coding region: 204-1475 (423 amino acids)
Biological process (GO): tricarboxylic acid cycle; succinyl-CoA metabolic process
Cellular component (GO): succinate-CoA ligase complex
Molecular function (GO): succinate-CoA ligase (ADP-forming) activity
Source: RefSeq, a predicted model, not a curated record
AAACACAUGAUGAUGGUGAUUGAGUUGUUAGCUGAUCAACAACUUUGACUAACCAUUUUAGCUUCCCCUCCUCGUGCAAAUCGCCUACCACCAUGCCCCACAUUAUUAGACACCAACUAACCAGCUAAACCACCCCUCUCUCUUACAAGACACAACCUUGCUGAGUUGCUGUUGUCUGAUCAUCUUUGAUUUGAAUUGUUGAAAUGGCUAGAAAGAAGAUAAGAGAGUAUGAUUCUAAGAGACUUUUGAAAGAGCACUUGAAACGUCUCUCUGGUAUUGAUCUUCAGAUCUGCUCUGCUCAGGUGACAGAAGGUACAGAUUUCACUGAGUUAACAAAUAAAGAGCCAUGGCUUUCAUCUACAAAAUUGGUUGUGAAGCCUGACAUGCUAUUUGGGAAGCGUGGGAAGAGUGGUUUGGUAGCUUUGAAUUUAGAUCUAGCUCAAGUUGCUGAAUUUGUGAAAGCACGCCUUGGUGCUGAGGUUGAGAUGGGUGGCUGUAAGGCACCAAUAACUACCUUCAUUGUUGAACCAUUUGUUCCACAUGACCAAGAGUUUUACAUCUCAAUUGUCUCUGAAAGACUCGGCAGCACUAUUAGCUUCUCAGAAUGUGGGGGUAUUGAAAUUGAGGAGAACUGGGAUAAGGUUAAAACCAUAUUCCUCCCAACUGAAAAACCAAUGACACUGGAAGCAUGUGCUCCAUUGAUUGCUACACUUCCUUUGGAGAUUCGAGGAAAAAUCGGUGAUUUCAUCAUCGGUGUCUUUUCUGUAUUUCAAGAUCUGGACUUCAGUUUUCUAGAAAUGAAUCCAUUUACACUGGUGAAUGGGGAACCAUAUCCACUGGAUAUGAGAGGAGAAUUGGACAACACUGCUGCUUUCAAGAACUUCAAGAAAUGGGGUAAUGUAGAGUUUCCUCUGCCUUUUGGAAGAGUUCUGAGUUCUACCGAAAGCUUCAUUCAUUCUCUGGAUGAAAAGACAAGUUCAUCUUUGAAAUUCACUGUUUUGAACCCAAAGGGACGUAUCUGGACAAUGGUUGCUGGAGGUGGUGCCAGUGUUAUAUAUGCUGAUACUGUUGGAGAUUUGGGUUAUGCAUCAGAGCUUGGCAACUAUGCAGAGUAUAGUGGAGCUCCAAAUGAGGACGAGGUCUUGCAAUAUGCAAGAGUUGUCAUUGAUUGUGCCACUUCUGACCCUGAUGGUCGCAAAAGAGCCCUUCUUAUUGGAGGAGGCAUCGCUAACUUCACUGAUGUUGCUGCUACUUUCAAUGGUAUUAUACGAGCACUGAGAGAGAAGGAAUCCAAGUUAAAGGCUGCAAGAAUGCACAUCUAUGUCCGAAGAGGUGGUCCAAACUAUCAGACUGGUUUGGCCAAGAUGCGCACUCUAGGAGAGGAACUGGGAGUACCUCUUGAGGUUUAUGGGCCAGAGGCCACAAUGACAGGCAUCUGCAAGCAAGCCAUUGAUUGCAUCAUGUCUACGGCAUAGUCAACCAAUUCAAUUUUUCCUUUGUCAAUGUGAGUGAAGAAAAUGUAUUGUGGCAAGUUGUGUUGAGAAAAUAAUUUAGCGUAGAAGGCGUAAGCUGGAUUGAAUUGUUGUAUACUUGGCGUCAAAUUCCCCCUUAUGAUAAACAAUCUUGGAUCCUUGUUUUGAAAUAUGCAUGACACGGUUUCGACUCCGUAAAUUGGCAGCUUACCAAUUUAUUGUUUGAGCAAUCAAAUCACUUUGCUAUUUUCCUAUGAAA